CCACUGCCAUCAUGGGCCAGGUUUUAUUUUUAUGGAAUGCACGGGUUAUUAGAUGAAAUAGUUUUCACUGCCAUGUUUGAUUUUCUACUCAAGCCCGAGGGAAAUUGGCUCCUGAAAGGAUAUUCAACUAUAUUUUCAUUUUUCAUUUAUGGAAGUUGUAGCUACAUUGUGGAACAGAUUUACAAAUACUGUAUUCAGAAAAACUUGUCUAUAUAUAAACGUUUACCAAUAUAUAUUGUGUUCACAUAUUUUUGGGAAUUUUUAUGUGGUUUGAUUCUACGUCAGUUUGGUGCCUGUUCAUGGGAUUAUAGUCACUAUACUCUAAAUGUUAUGGGAUUGAUCACAUUUGAGUAUUUACCAGGAUGGAUG
Molecule: messenger RNA, 369 nt
Organism: Lottia gigantea (owl limpet)
Lineage: Eukaryota; Metazoa; Mollusca; Gastropoda; Lottiidae
Exons: 1
Source: RefSeq, a predicted model, not a curated record